CCACAGAGAACAGAACAUCAACAAGGUACACAGGGUUUUCAAGUCCACUUCUAGCAUCAUGUGGAAAGCUGCCGCUCUGGCUGUUGGUCUGUUAGUUGCGCUGGCCGGUCCUUCCCAAGCCACAGAGGGGCACCCAAUCUACGGAGUGAAGCUGUGUGGGCGUGAGUUCAUCAGGGCAGUCAUCUUCACCUGUGGAGGCUCACGUUGGAAACGAUCUUUGGGCAUGCCAGGUGAGCUGGAAAACGAGCCUCUCUCCUCUCUUGACACUGAAAGCACAGACAGAUGGAUCCCUGACUCAGCCACGGGAGCUUCCUACAAGCAGCACUUAGAGGCCGAGGCUCCAGCUUGGCCUGGCCAGAGUGAGGAUGGAGGGGUGUUCAAUCGCCAGGCACGCUCCCUCAUAUCAGAAGAGGUGCUGGAAGCUCUGCGCACUUCAGAUAGGAAGGGGCGGGAUGUCGUAGUAGGGCUGUCCAAUGCUUGUUGCAAAUGGGGAUGCAGCAAGAGUGAAAUCAGCUCACUCUGUUGAUGACAUUCUUCCAGCCCUUUCUCACCAUUUCCUUUUCUUUUGUCUCACAAAAAUAGCCCAGUGAAGUAUUGGAGACUGUUACAAGAUCAGAAGCCUGUGUUAUCUCAGAAAUGUCCCCAACUUCUCUGAACCUUCUGUGAAAUUCUACAAUGAAUAAUAAUCUGUAUUGUACAACACUUUUCUCUAACUUAUU
Molecule: messenger RNA, 719 nt
Organism: Sardina pilchardus (European sardine)
Lineage: Eukaryota; Metazoa; Chordata; Actinopteri; Clupeiformes; Clupeidae
Gene: rln3b
Product: relaxin 3b
Exons: 3
Coding region: 59-526 (155 amino acids)
Cellular component (GO): extracellular region
Molecular function (GO): G protein-coupled receptor binding; hormone activity
Source: RefSeq, a predicted model, not a curated record